CCAGCCCCCCCCUGGAUACGCCCUUGCCCGUUAGAUUUAUUUUUCCGAGAGGUGGGUUAUGUCAGAGACUCAAUUUUAAAUUUUAAACUUAGUUUUACUGUUUUCAGCUUCCUUCUUCAAGGCCCUCUACUUGUUCCAAUGUGCCAAAUGAAUAAUGAUACAGUUCACCCUUGGGGACCUAGACCUUUAAUUAGCGAUUCUGAUGAAAUCAUUCUAUUUGUUAAAGCGUUAGAAUAUGAUUAUAGAAUUCGAUUUCCGAUGGAUAUAACUCCUAGUGAAGUGCAUUGGCGUGAUUUUGGUGCCUUACAACCUGAAAAACAAGAAGUUUUACAAAGCCUUAUAGAUAGUGCUGUUAGCCUUAAAUUGACCAAAGACGAUCGCGAACUUCUUUGGUCUGAACGUCACUUUCUUCAUCAAUUCCCAAGUGCCUUACCUCUCGUUCUCAGCUCUGCUACAUGGGGUACUUACAAUUUGGGCAAUAUUUAUGCUCUUCUUAAAAAAUGGGCGCCAUUGCCUCCAAUAAUUGCUUUGGAGUUGCUUUUACCGAAUUUUCAAGAUCGUUAUGUCCGUGAAUAUGCUAUUAAAUCAAUUAAGCAGGCUUCUUCUGAAUUUAUUUUUAAUUUAAUUACCCAAUUUGUGGAAGCUCUACGCUUUGAAACUUUUGAAGAUUCUGCUUUGGCUUUGUUUUUGUUGGAGCAUUCAACUAAAGAUAGAAGAUUUGCUUUGGAACUUUUUUGGCAGCUUCAAACAAGAAUUCAAGAUGUUAAAAGUCCUUCAUUUGCUUCACGUUGCAAAUUACUCCAAAAAAUGCUUUUAGAUUUAGGCAUACCAAGCUUGGAAGAUGAAAUAGCUUUUCAACAACAAUUUUUGGAUAAAAUUGAUAAAAUUUCUUUAAUAGUUAAGGAAUGUGGAGAUUCAGCGACUAAAACUUUAAAAAAAAAACUUUUUCAAUUUUUGGAUGUUUUUGAUUUUUCUAAUCUACGCAUUCCAAUUGCUACUUCUUUUUGUUGCAAAUCGCUAUCGAUAGAUGACUGUUCAAUUUUCAGUUCAAAAACAAAACCAAUAAAAAUAGUUUUUAAAGGCAAACGUAAUUCUUUUGGAAUAAUUUAUAAGGCUGGAGAUGAUUUAAGACAAGAUGCUGUUGUUACUCAAUUAGUGCGUGUUAUGAAUGAUAUCUGGUUAAGUGAACAACUCGAUUUGAGAAUUAUUUCUUUUCGGUGUAUGCCUACAGGAAAGGAUAAAGGAUUGAUCGAACUAGUCCCAGAUUGUCGGACUAUAAAAGAAAUUCAAGAAGAGAUGGGUACUGGAGUUAAAGCUGUAUAUGAAGAUAUUGUUCUCCUUAAUUGGCUUAGAAAAAAUAAUUCUUCUGAAUUUCAAUAUAAAGCGGCACUAGAAAACUUUCGACGUUCCUGUGCUGGUUGGUGCGUAGCAACUUAUAUUUUAGGAAUUGGAGAUAGGCACAAUGACAACAUUAUGUUAACAACAACUGGGCAUAUGUUUCACAUCGAUUUUGGCAAAUAUAUGGGUGAUAAACAAAUGGCUGGAAUAUUUAGCCGUGACAGAGUCCCAUUUGUUUUUACAAAAGAAAUGGCUUUUGCAAUUAACGGUGGUCAAAAUACAACAGAAAAUUUUCAACGUUUUGUUGAUGAAUGUUGUGAAGCUUUUAAUUUAUUACGCAAAAAUCGUCCAAUUUUGUUAAAUAUGAUACGAUUUCUUUCUUGUUCUGAUAUUCCUGGAAUGUGUAUGGAAUCUGUGGAUUAUGUGGAAAACAAUUUAAUGUUAGACAUGAAUGAUGUUCAAGCCAAAGUUCUUUUUACACAAAAACUUGAAGAAUCGUUACAAAGUACUCAUUUUACUUGUGGAAUAAUUUUUAGCCUGGAAAAGAAUGAUGGAAGAAUAGAUUCUGUUGUGGUUAGCUCUUUUGAUAAAUGGUCAGAAAAUUCAAAAAAAGUUUAUAUGUAUAAAUUGUUGGUUAGAAGGGUAAAUGAAAAUGUCCCGACAGAGAUUUACAGAUCAUAUCAAGAAUUUGAAGAACUUCGCUUAAAACUUUGCUAUCGUUUUUCUAUUAGAGCCAUUCCUUCCCUAUCACAAACUGUUACAAUUCUUGGAAGAACAAAUGUUAGAGAAGUGGCUAUUCGACGUGUGCCCGAACUUCAAGUUUUCCUUCAAAAAUUGUUCAAACUUUCUGAUGAAGUUGCACACUGUGAUUUGGUCUAUACUUUUUUGCACCCUCUCUUUCGUGAUACUGAACCUGAAAGUCGGAAGAUUAAUGGUAUACCAGACAUUUUGCCAGAUUUAAAUUUCCAUUGUCAAGUACUUCUUCGGAUUACUUUAUUAGAUCAAGCAGAUUUACGCAUCUUUGUUGGUCAUGCAAGAAAUUUACCUUUAGUUAGUCGUGAUCAAUCCCCAGACAGUUAUGUAAAAACUUAUUUGCGUUGGGGAGAGGAGGAUGACAGUAUUUUGUUUGCCCCUCGUUAUUGGAAAAGGAAGACAAGAGUUGUUAAAAAUACACAAAAUCCAACAUAUAAUCAAGAGAUUUGUUAUUCGCUAAAAGACGUUAUUCUACACGGAGUUUCUGUCAAUGAAAUUUCAUUAGAUGUCUCAAUAUGGCAUUCUGGAAAUCUUAAAGUUAAAUUCCCCUUGUGUGAAACUCGUAUUAAAUUGAAUCAAUUGACGUGUGAAGCAGACAAAAGAGGGAUGGAAAAAAUUGAAAGUUGGUUUUCGAUGACAAUUAAUUGA
This is a messenger RNA of Meloidogyne enterolobii, 2739 nucleotides long. NCBI's taxonomy places the organism in Eukaryota, Metazoa, Nematoda, Chromadorea, Rhabditida, Meloidogynidae. The record is from the annotation of a GenBank genome assembly.